ACGGUCGCCCUGCGGUCACACUGUUCGCCCGUCACGCACUUCGUCGUCCAUUUUUGAGAAUCGAGACGAAAAUUUGUAAAUUAAAGAAGGCGAGUCGCAGACGUCGAACACCUACUGACAGUGCAUUUCAGUGGCCUUUUGAAUACUGCUCAAACAACCAGCCAGCAACAGCAAUACUAAUUUCUACCCGAAAUAUAUAGAUUAACCCCCUCAACUGAAGUUGGGCCGUGAAUGUGCGUGCGUAUGUGCCAGCGGAGUAGUGGCACAAUAAAAAAGUAAAUAAAGCGCGUGUGAAGUGGUGCAGAAAGCGAAAAGAGAGCCGCAAGAGCCAGAAAAUCCAAUUAACGUAUCCGACGCUCGAUCAUCCAUCUGCAGCAUCCAUCAUCCGACACCGAGGCAAUAAUCAGCAGCAGCUACCUACAAUCUAUAUCAAUCCCUCAGAAGAACCCCGGGAAGAAGAACCUCAAUCAUAGCGAUGGCCUGUGCAACCCUGAAACGCGCCUUAGACUGGGAGUCGAUGAACCAGCGUCCUCCGAAGCGCCGGCGCUGCAAUCCGUUCGGCCAGGCCGGGAGCAACGCAGGAACAGCGUCCCCGUCCCGCGACCGCGACGGUCCCAGCACCUCGGCGGGACUGCCCCACACGCCCAGCAAUCGAUUCGCCAAGGACAACACCGAACCCAGUCCGUUCAGCGAGGCCUCGCUGGCCAAGAUGUCGCCAGACAAAAUGGCCGAGAGCUUGUGCAACGAGAUCAAGAGACUGCACAAGCGCAAACAGCUGCCGAUCACCUCGUCGGCCUUGGAGCGCAUGCAGGACUCGGAGUCGAGCGGAUCGGAGAUGGGCCCGGAGAGCCCGCGCCGCCCGGACAGCCCACCGAACCUGAUGCGGCACGGCGAGAAGGCCCUGUUCACGUUCAAGCAGGUGCAGCUCAUCUGCGAGAGCAUGAUCAAGGAGCGGGAGAACCAGCUGAGGGAGCGCUACGAGUCCGUGCUGACCACCAAGCUGGCCGAGCAGUACGAUGCCUUCGUCAAGUUCACAUACGAUCAGAUACAGCGUCGCUACGAGGCAGCGCCUAGCUACCUGUCGUAAGGCUGUGCAGGUCCUCGAGCCUCACAGUAAGGAAAUUAAUAAUUGCACUACGAUCUUAUGUGACGGUAGAUCUACCGCGACAACAACAGCCCUCAUUUAAAACUAAAACAACAAAACAAAUAAGGAAACUAAAGCAAACGCAAAACAAACCAACAAAAAAACCUAAAAAACGCAAAAAAAAAAAAAACAAAACAAACAAACUACAACAUACAUCGUGUUUAAUAUAUUUUGAAAUACACGCGAAGAAAGCAGUUAUAGUUUAUGCCUAGAUUUACAUAUAUAUUGUAUCGGUUAGCAGCAAAGGGAUGAAUUAUUUAACAGCAAGCAGAAAAAACAAAAGAAGAAAACCAAGAAAUCUUGUUAAAUUUAUGUUUUUCACAUAACGAAAAUUCUAAAUAAAAGGACAAAUAUCUGAUAUGAAGAACUAUAAGCACACAGCCACUGCAGACAUAUAUGGUGCAUCCGUAGAGAGAACGAUUCAAUGAAACCUCAAACGUAGCUUCGUACAUAACAGACCGACAGAAUUGGUAAAUAUAAUGUUAGGUACAUGUAGCAUUAAGGUAUGAUGUAAAACGUAUCAAACUAUAUUGUUUUUGAAAUAGUUAUUUAUGAGCGGAAGGCCCCGAGCGAAUGGGGCGAACAUUAAAUCAACAAAGAUAACUCACUACUCAUGAAGAACACUUUUCAUAGUUUAUUUUUGCAUAUUAGUUGUACUGAGGCGAGAAACGAACGCUUUGUCUAUUUUCUCGAGUAUCGUUUGUUAAUUGUUUCUUCCUUUGAUGCAAAUUAUGGCAAAGUAAUGUAAACACACAAAACAACUGAAAUGUUUCGAUUGGCUUUGCAAAAUACGGAAAAGAAUACCGAAAAAAGAUAACACAAAAAAA
Drosophila suzukii is the source of this 1971-nucleotide messenger RNA. It is a transcript of the gene akirin, whose product is annotated as akirin. Gene Ontology annotation, cellular component: nucleus; chromatin. Gene Ontology annotation, molecular function: transcription coregulator activity. Gene Ontology annotation, biological process: positive regulation of transcription by RNA polymerase II; positive regulation of innate immune response. Lineage: Eukaryota; Metazoa; Arthropoda; Insecta; Diptera; Drosophilidae. The record is from RefSeq and is a predicted model, not a curated record.